UUCAGCAAUACUUUGUUGUCUUCCGAGGCUUGUUUAUCAAAGUUGAAAGUCACUUUUUCCAAGAGUUGAAUCCACACCGGUACUGUAAUUAUAAUGUAUUCGAAAAAUUGUGUUGACAAUUACAUGAAUAAUAUUGGUUCUUGUUUAAUAUGUGUUAGAGAAAUGACUGGAAUGAGCACUGGCGCACCGACCUCGGCGGACGCUUGUCUGAGUAUUGUGCACAGCUUGAUGUGCCACAGACAGGGAGGUGAAUCCGAAGGAUUUGCAAAACGCGCCAUCGAGAGUCUAGUCAAGAAGCUCAAGGAAAAGAGAGAUGAACUGGAUAGCUUGAUCACAGCAAUUACAACCAAUGGCUCACAUCAUAGUAAAUGCGUUACUAUUCAGAGGACUUUGGAUGGCAGGUUACAGGUCGCUGGUAGGAAAGGAUUUCCACACGUGAUCUAUGCCAGAAUCUGGCGAUGGCCGGAUCUCCAUAAAAACGAAUUGAAGCAUGUGAAAUACUGUCAAUUCGCUUUCGAUCUCAAAUGUGAUUCAGUUUGUGUCAACCCUUAUCAUUAUGAGAGGGUUGUUUCUCCUGGAAUUGAUCUGUCCGGGCUGAGCUUACAAUGUCCGAGUCGUAUGGUGAAAGAUGAGUACUCGGCGGGAGUGGGCCAAGGUGGUCAAGGCCAGGGUCCACCGGGGUCGUCGAGCUCGAGCACCAUGGACGUGGAAGGAGAAACUGGCACCAUUCAACAUCACCCUCCUCAGUACUCCAUGUCACCAUUGUCUGGCGGUGACAGUGGCAGCGGUGUGUUCUCGCCCAAGAUGGAGUCGCACCCCCCGCCACCUCCCAGCAACCCCCUCGAGCCCCAUCAGAGGUCGCCCUGGAUCAUGUCGCAUCUGCCUCCGCCACCUCCCCAUCACAGAACAGCAAGCAUGACAGCCGCUUCAGGUUCAACAUCACAGCCUCAGUCGUCAUCGGUGACUCCGCUGGUGUCGCCCACUCAGUCCUCGAACCAGGCGCCCAAUCAGGUUCCGGUGCAGGUGCAGGUUCCGGUUCAGGUGCAGGUUCCGGUGCAGUCAGUGCCCACUGUGUCCUCCACCUCGUUCUACACGCAGGCCACUCAGGACUCUCUGUCGCAGACUGACAACAGUCUAUUGACAAGUACAGUGGUGCAGACGACACAGCAGCAGCAGCAGCAGAUGCCGCAGGUGGCGCCACAGAGUGCGGUGUCUCCGCCACAGCAGAACGGUUUCAGCUCAGCCAGCCAGCAGCAGUCAGCUCAGUCGCCUCCCGCCUCUGUGGGGGCAGUGCCACCGCCGCAGCAGCCCCCACAGCCCCCGGCCCCCGACAUCAGCCAGCAGACCACCUUCUCGCAGGCCACCUGGACCGGCUCCAACACGCUCACCUACACCCAGCGCAUGCAGCCGCCCCACCACAAUGCUUACUGGGGACAUGGUGUGAGUUCAGAGGUAUCCAUGACCGGACUCUUAUCCACCCAACCUGCUCCUGAAUAUUGGUGCUCAGUCGCAUAUUUCGAACUAGAUACACAGGUUGGUGAAACAUUCAAGGUGUCAUCUUCAUGUCCAAAUGUGACAAUUGAUGGGUAUGUCGACCCCUCGGGCGGCAACCGGUUCUGUUUGGGAGCUCUCAGUAACGUUCAUCGGACAGAGCAGAGCGAAAAAGCCAGACUGCACAUUGGCAAAGGAGUGCAACUAGAUCUAAGAGGGGAGGGAGACGUGUGGCUGAGAUGUCUGAGCGAUCACUCUGUCUUCGUUCAAUCGUACUACUUGGAUAGAGAAGCCGGUCGAGCACCCGGCGAUGCAGUGCACAAAAUAUAUCCAGUCGCCUACAUCAAGGUGUUCGACUUGCGACAGUGUCACCGGCAGAUGCAGCAGCAGGCGGCCACAGCUCAGGCGGCCGCCGCGGCCCAGGCAGCCGCAGUCGCCGGACAAAUCCCAGGACCCAACUCAGUCGGCGGCAUCGCUCCUGCCAUCAGCUUCAGUGCUGCAGCGGGGAUCGGUGUUGAUGACUUGAGGAGACUCUGCAUAUUGCGACUCAGCUUUGUGAAGGGCUGGGGACCCGAUUACCCCAGGCAGUCGAUUAAGGAGACUCCUUGUUGGAUAGAGGUACACCUUCACAGAGCAUUACAACUACUGGAUGAAGUGUUACAUACAAUGCCAAUAGAUGGACCUCGGCCCAUGUAGUUUACCUACUGCAUUUAUGAUUCCAGUAUGGUCAACAAUGACCAUGCUUCAGCCCAGUACACAAGAUUCAAUGUAUUGAAUUAUCUUAUAAUUAUUAUUAUAAGACCGUACAUCAUAAAUGAAUAUUAUCAUAAAAAACGAUUGUUAAGAGACUGGCUCAACACUGAUAAUAUCGUCUAUGCCAAAGGUAUGUUUAAUGGAAGGCAUGUUUCAGUAUAAUUAUUAUUACACAUUAACAUUAUCAUAUUUGUAAUUUCCAAAGAAUUUUGUAUUCGCCGAUUCAUAGUGCUUCAAUUUCAAGCAUAGAAUUAGGUUUACUCAACAGGAAAGUGUAUACUUGUGCCCGCUACUUGUUUUUUAUGGUUGAUUAAAAAAGUAUGAAAAAAAUACUGUAUGUAUUCCAAAAUGGCAAUACUUUGAAAAUGAUAUCAGGUAAAAUCUGUGUACUUGAAUAAUAAAAUUAUCUAGCAGGCAUGUUUCCAUCCCGUUUCGGAAUUCGAAAGUCAAUUAGAAUUGAAUCAUCAUUUUCCUGACAAAUGAAGUUUUGACGAGAAACAGUAAAUAAAUCAUGAGAGAUUCUUUGAAUUUGAAACUUAGCCGCUGCAUCAAUUUCUAUAAUUGCUUGCACUAUAAUUAAUUGUCCUGUAAAACAUCAAUAAGGACUUGCUGAUAUGUAUCAGAAUGUUGAAAGUAAGCUUACAACAAAAGAUGCUAAAAUAAAAGAAAGUAAAACUAUACCAGUUGUAAUAAAUAAUGUACUGUGUAAUGAAAUUAUAAAAUAAGAUUUAUUGACAUAAAAAAGUAGAAAUAAACGCGUUCCUCACAAUAGUAGUAACUUGAAAAAAUAAAAGAUUGAAAUACAAAUCUAAUUUCGAGAAAAUUGAUUUUCUGAAUUCACAGGAGUUGCAAUUAGCAAUUUCAUAUCACUAUUUCGAUCACUAUUAGUAGUAUGUUGAUUUAUUUUGUUAUUAAAUGCUUGAAUCCAAACAACUUUCAUUAUCAGCUCCUUCUCACAUUUCCUUCCAAAGGUAUUGUUUGAAACUUGAGAAAACUCUGAAGUCUUUUCGCCUAGGUAUGUAUCGUGUAUGAUUUGUUUCUUUGCUCAUCAACUUUGAUUUCUUUCAACUUCCCAGUCAAGGAGAAACAUUUUUCUCCAAUGAUUUGAUCAACCUCUUGGAGCAUCAAACUUUAUCAUCUUUCUGUAUUUUAAUUCACUCUAUUAACUUCUCAUAGCCAGUAUAUAUUGUAAUCUACAUAAAUAAAGUACUCAAUCAAUCCGUGGUGGAAUAAUUUUUGACGUUUUUCUCAUUCAUGCCUGAGGAGCAGAUAUAAUUUUCUUUAAUUUCUCAUUUCUUAUUUUUUGUGAAAUGUAAAACUGUGGAAUUAAGUAGGUAUUCUCUUAGUGUAUUGUCUAGUUUCAUCUCUAGGUGAUACCAUUAGCUUCAUUCAAUUCGUAGCAAACACAAUUUUCUGAUUCUUUCCGAUCCUAUUCAUUCUUAGAUUUUGUGUUGUUGCUGGCGAAUUUUAUCUCGCCCGGAGAUCAACGAAAUUUGAAACUAUGUAGAACUAUCUAGAUUUUAAUUUUUGAUAACCACUUCUCUUGAAUGCUUUUUUUAUCUGACUAUAAAUCUUGUUGCUUGUCAGCUAUUUGAAUAAUUAGCAAAUUAAUCCCAUAAUCCCAUUUUUUUAGAUUCUCUAUCUCUUCCUCGUUUGUUUUCCUCUCUCUCUCUUAAAUGGAAAGAUCGGAUAGCGUUCUACUCAAGUAUCAUUGUAUCUGAUGAAAUUUUUCGUAGUUCUUUCAAAUUCUGAAGAGCUGAUGGUGGUACAUGCAAUAUAGAUACUUUUCAUGAAGUUUGUUAGAUCAUAAUUUUAGUUAUAGAUAGAUUUGUUUCCACUCAAUUAGUACUGAAUAUAUUUUAUUAGUAUAUUUUUGUAAUCUUAUUUAGAUAUUACAUUAUCUUUGCAGUUGAAACUGUUAUUUCAACUGUUUCAAUGAAGUAUCAUAUGAAAAUUUAUUUGCAUAUGACGCAAAUCUGUGAUAGAUGGAAAUCUUUGAUAACAAUUGAAAACGUUUAUUAUUUCUUUAACUCAUUUCUUCAUAUUUGAAUUUUAUUGGCGAGUAAUCAUUUAAUAAAAAAAUUAGGACAAGCUACAUGUUUAUUUAUUUAUGCUGUCUACUAUGAAGUAACACAAUAAUAUAAUAAUUUAUCUUUUAUGAUAGCUAAUUUAUAUAUUGAUGUGAUUUAUACAUACAACCAAAUUAUUAUAUUUUUAUUAAAAUAAUUCUGUCAAGUUACCACAGUAUUCUCGUCUCAGUUCUUAUAUUUUCUGGGCAAUUGCAGUUGAAGAUUUCAAAUGCACUAUCUAUUAUCUAGUUUUAUUUUUGAUUAAAAAUACCCUGUGUUACAAUAUUUUCAAUCAUCAGCUCCACUAAAUUUUAUUUUCCAUGAAAGUUAUUAAUUGUAUUUGUCUAACUCUUUUUAAAAGUAGUAAAUUGAAAUUUUUCACAACUUAAUCAUUUCAGUACCUAUUUAAUAUGAUAAAGAUUACAAUAAAUGCUCUCUUAAUUUGGUAUUAGGUAACUUAUUUUAAUUUAUUUCAGAAUCGAAUUUUGUUUCUAAAUGUUGAAUUUUUUCAAUUGCAUUAUAUUUUUUGUUGAAAUUUACAUGAAUUGCUACUUAGUUCUAUUAAUAUAUUUUCAAUAAAAUAAUACUUUAUAAUAUUAAUUGCUAGUAUAAUAGGAUGUAUUUGUAAUACGCAUUAGAUUAAUCAUUAAACUAUAAAUAAAAUAGUUUUAAGCUUUGUGAGAUAUUAAUAUUGCUACAUAAUGUUCUUUAUAUUUCAUCAUGAACAUCAAUCAUUAUUUAUUUUCAAUGGAGUAAAGCUAGGUUUUAUUGAUGAGUGAGAUUAUUUGAAAUUUUAAUGUAGCCUAAUAAUAUUGUGUCUAUAUCAUAUCGCUAAUUUUGAAUGUUUUUGAAUGUAAAAUAUUGUGUGGAUGGAUCUCAUUUGUUCAAUGUUCAUCUCUGAAUGUAUUUUAAUAUAUUUGUUGCUAUAUCAUCAAUAUUCUACAUGUUCAUAAUAUUGUCAUGACGAGUUCAACAAUUUAUCUCUAAUUUUUUUUCAUGGAUAAUCAUUGAUAUAGAACUCUGACAUUAAUGUUGAAUCAUAAGUAGACAUGUUAUUGUGUAAAUUUCUAUUUUACUCCAAUAACUACUUUUAAAAGUUUGCAUUAAAAUUUUAACAAAGUAUUGAUUGCCUGUAUAGAAUCAGAGUUAAAGAAAAUCAUAUUUAAUACUAGUAGUGUUUUAUAUUUUGUCAUAGUGUUAUGUGUAUUGUUUAUUUUAUAACUAUUAUUGUUUUUUUAACAUGUUUUGUUUGUGAAUCUUUCUCUUUUAUAUAUACGUGAAAUGUAUUUGAAAGUUGUUGAUUAUAGUGUAUUUUUUAUUUGUA
Molecule: messenger RNA, 5637 nt
Organism: Nilaparvata lugens (brown planthopper)
Lineage: Eukaryota; Metazoa; Arthropoda; Insecta; Hemiptera; Delphacidae
Gene: Med
Product: mothers against decapentaplegic homolog 4
Exons: 15
Coding region: 94-2187 (697 amino acids)
Biological process (GO): anatomical structure morphogenesis; SMAD protein signal transduction; cell differentiation
Cellular component (GO): heteromeric SMAD protein complex
Molecular function (GO): DNA-binding transcription factor activity, RNA polymerase II-specific; I-SMAD binding; RNA polymerase II cis-regulatory region sequence-specific DNA binding
Source: RefSeq, a predicted model, not a curated record